Pseudozyma flocculosa PF-1 is the source of this 309-nucleotide messenger RNA. RefSeq lists its product as uncharacterized. NCBI's taxonomy places the organism in Eukaryota, Fungi, Basidiomycota, Ustilaginomycetes, Ustilaginales, Ustilaginaceae. The coding region runs from base 1 to 309 and encodes 102 amino acids. The record is from RefSeq and is a predicted model, not a curated record. The transcript has 4 exons.
AUGCCCAUCGUCCACAUCGUGCUCGUCAAGGUCAAGGACGCCGUCCUCAACAAUGGCUUCGAGGAGUUCAAGGACAAGUGCAGCCAGCUCAAAAACGUGCCCGUCGCCGCCCAGAAGCUCCAGGACCACAAGUGGGGCCCGCCCGCCUACCCCGGCCGCACUCAGGGCUACAACUGGGGCCUCUACUCGCUCUUUGCGACGAGGGAGGACUACGAGGUCUACCGCGACGAUGAGGAGCACAAAAACUUCUCCAAGACCGUCAUCCUGCCCAAUGCCGAUGAGGUGCUGGCGUACGACUUUGAGAUCUGA